CUCCACGUUGAGUGCUCCCUUAUCUAAAGUAAACAUUAUCGUUUCUCACUUAGAGCCAACAGCCAUCGUGCCAUUCUUUUAUCCCCUACAGUCCAAGAUGGUCUUUUCGCAUUACAUCGCCGCCAGCCCUUACAGUGCUGGCGACAGUGUCCCGUACUGGGUGUGGUUGUUCAUCUCGGCCGAUCGCAACACCGCCGACAACUGCUUCCGGAUCCUCCAGGAAAACCUAGGCCGGACGCUGAAGGUCCCCAGGGGACCGACCUAUGGUGAUCGACACUUUACACCGCAGGCCAUCACGCGUGCGUCACCGCGGUUCUGGACGGUGCAGAUCGGCGAGAACAACCUCGAAGCCUUCAGUGGACUGGGGGCGGCGGUGGCGCUCACCUCCGACACCGGCGAGACUGAUUCCGUGUUCCACCCCAUCAAGGGCAAGAUGCUCUGCUACUGGAUGGGGGCCUACAGCAACGGCAUGUCGCGCGUUCUGCCGGAGCUGGGCCAUGGCGACCGGGAGUUCGACACGCUGUCGGGCUACAGCUUCUUCGUGCGGCGCCGGGGCUACACCACCAGCUACUGGUACUGCGACGGCAGCAUGAUCUACCUGUCCGACACGAAGCGGUCACGCUUCACCAUCACCAUCACCGACGCCGCGGGCACCCCCUGGACCCCUAAGGCCAAGGAGCGCGUGCCCCUCAUCUACUCCGACCACGUCGCCAUUUCCUGGUCCACCGCCAAGGGCAAGUCGCUGCGCGUGGGACUCGACGACCAAGACGAUGGUCUGAUUGUCACCGGCGGCGACCAGCAGAUCUUUACCUUCCGCGACUUUAGCGGCCGGUUCUACCUGCGAGACCGCGAUGUUCUGCACGAACAGACCCAUACCACCGUGCAGGGGGUCUGUUGGUCGGAUCGGGUGGCCUUUGAGGACAGUUUUGAGGUCUGUUACGGUAGUCACGCAGAUGAGUAUCUGUGAGGGGGAAUGACCUCGAGGCAAGCAAGGGGCGGGGGAUUUGGAGACUGCAAUCUUCGUGUCACAGUCCUGUAUUGUUUUGGCAUUCUUAAAAGCCACAAACAUGUGAUGACGGUACAGGUCACGGUUUUUGGUAACCAAAAAGUUCCUUCGGUUAGGCUUGGUCAGACACUGGUGCCCAAGUUGGGGAACUGCCGCUUAAGUCGCGCGAAGUUAGGCCAAGCUUGGUGUAGUAAAGCAGCGAAGAGAAAUUGCCUUAUAUCCAUAGGGGUUCCGUAUCUUGAGACAUUCCCUAUUCCCGAAUGAAGUACGGAGUAGUAGCGUGUAGUAUCUGGACAUUUCAUUGGAUGAGGCGACAUUCC
This is a messenger RNA of Aspergillus fijiensis CBS 313.89, 1326 nucleotides long. RefSeq lists its product as uncharacterized. NCBI's taxonomy places the organism in Eukaryota, Fungi, Ascomycota, Eurotiomycetes, Eurotiales, Aspergillaceae. The transcript has a single exon. The record is from RefSeq and is a predicted model, not a curated record. The coding region runs from base 98 to 967 and encodes 289 amino acids.